Monosiga brevicollis MX1 is the source of this 1254-nucleotide messenger RNA. RefSeq lists its product as uncharacterized. The transcript has 4 exons. The record is from RefSeq and is a predicted model, not a curated record. NCBI's taxonomy places the organism in Eukaryota, Choanoflagellata, Craspedida, Salpingoecidae. The coding region runs from base 1 to 1254 and encodes 417 amino acids.
AUGGACUGCUUGGCCUCUGCGGUCUCCACCGGUUCGAUCGGCGGCUUGCCUGCGAUCGGCGGCUUGCCUGACCUCGACUUGAACAUGAUCGUGGAUGAUCUGCGCUCCACCAUGGAGGAUGACUUCCCUCCCUUCGCUGCCAGUAUGGACAGCAAUGCCUUUGCGACCCUCGUCAAUCUCAACCUGGACUUGGAUCUGGGCGAUCUGAUCAACAUGCCCGUGACCACCCUUCCACCACAACCCGGCCCCACCGCCGCGAGCAGCGCCACCAGCAGCUUUAACUCACGCACCAACUCCCCCGACUGCCACUCCCAUGUGAACCCACCUUCGGUUCCCAUCUUCCCGCCCUCAAGUAUCUUCCACAGCUUGAUUCAGGAUCCAGCUCAAUACCUCUCAGCCGCGGCUCAAGUGAGCCCACUGGGUGCCUUGAUGGAUCAACGCGACAGCGUCUUUUCCUCCAUGUACGACACCCCGUCCUCCACAACCCAUGCUCCGGGCUUGCAGCUCGAAGCAACCGCUUCCUCUCCCAUCCACAUUUGCAACGCCGUCUCGCCCAUCGAAGCCACCGCUGAGAGCUCCUCGUUCUCCAACUACCAAGCGCUUCAGAACCCAACCGCAAGUCCCGCAUCUGCAUCAGGCAUGAUCCCUGCUAGCACCGAUCAAGGCGAGUCCCAGAGCAAAGCCAAGAGCAAGGGCAAGGGCAAAGGCAAGGGCAAGGGCAAGGGCAGAGGCAGUGUCAAGCCCAAGGUUGAAACGGCCACAAAGACCUCCAACUGCACCAACGGCAUCAUCUGUCCCGUUUGCAAGGGGCCCGGUCGUAAUAGCGAUCUGCGCAUCUGUGGCACCUGUUACUCGGGCUUGUGGAAUGAUAUCGCCAAAGCCAUUCGCGUCAAGCACCAGUUGUGCAUGACUUCGAACCUGCAAACGAACCUCGAAACUAUUCGCACUGCGCUGCAAACCAUUCCUCGUGGCUGCCAGAACAAGCACAUGUGUGGUCCAGAAAAGUUCUUGGCAUCCCUCUCCCCUCAAGAAAAGUGCACGCGGUGUCGAUCCAUCUACACGCUCACCUUUGCCCCGCGCUUGGCCGUGGAGAUCGUGAACAAUGGCACGUCGCGCCAAAAACAGGGCGAGGCCAAGCCCAUGGGCAAGAAGUCAACCAGCAAAAAGUCUUUGGCAAAGAACCCAGCCAAUGAUGUGGCUCAACCUGCCGCCAAGCGCAGCAAGAUGGCCUCGACUCUGGCAACUCUUGCCUAA